CGCUGACUCUUUUCAACCUCAACUAAACGGUGGAGUGGAGGAGUCGAGUCACGUUAUUGUCAUCGAGUCUCGAGCUGAAAAGCUUUCGUGAUCAGAUCGUCGGCUUCAAUUGAUUUUCGUCUGCGCCCCUCUCGUCUUUUUUGCUAAGAAUGGAUCCAAGACAAGACCAGUCAAAUCAACAUAAUGAGGAUAAGCUGGAGUUCUCAAGAUGCUCAAAAAAAUUUGGAACUUCAAAGAGAAAGGCUGAAGAAAUUCAUGAGCAUGGUAAUAAGAAACCAAAACCUGAAGGAGAACAAGUAAAUAUGGGACAUUUAAAGAACAGUACCGCUGUAAGAAUGGAGGUUACGGCUGCAAGACGAGACCAGUCAAAUCAACAUAAUGAGGAUAAGCUGGAGUUCUCAAGAUGCUCAAAAAAAUUUGGAACUUCAAAGAGAAAGGCUGAAGAAAUUCAUGAGCGUGGUAAUAAGAAACCAAAACCUGAAGGGGAACAAGUAAAUAUGGGACGUUUAAAGAACAGUACCGCUGUAAGAAUGGAGGUUACAGCUGCAAGACGAGAACAGUCAAAUCAACCUAACAAUAAUAAGCCGGACAAACUCUCUAAAUGCUCUAGGCCUCUUAGAAUGUCAAAGAAGGGAAAGGUUCAGGAGAUUCAUAAACUUGAUAUCACGAAACCAAAGUCAGAACCCAAAGAAGACAAUCUGGUAAGUUCAAAAAGGACCACUAAAUUUUCAUCCAAUAAAGGAGAUGAGCCAAAGAAGCUUACUACCUCAAACAAGAAAAGGAAAUUUGAAGAUGAUUUCUUAAUUAACAAAUUGGAAGAAGAUGAAGAAAUGUUUUUUCUUUCAAAGACAAAGACCAGGAGCAGAGCUAAAAGAAUGGAUGACAUGAUGGAUGUCGAGCAAAAUCCCCGGAAAUGUCAUCAGUGCAUGAAAAAGGAGAGAACAGCUUUUGUGCCUUGUACUAAAUGUCUGAAAAUGUACUGUAUGCGAUGCAUCAAUCUAUGGUACUCUAAUAUGUCAAUAGAAGAAAUUGCUGAAAGCUGCCCAUAUUGCCGUAAAAACUGCAAUUGCAAUGUUUGCUUGCGUUCAAGAGGAAUGAUUAAGACAUCCAGCAGGGACAUCACUGAUUAUGAGAAAGCUCAAUAUAUGCAAUAUAUGAUUAACUUACUCCUUCCAUUUCUUGAACAAAUUUGUCAUGAACAAUGUCAAGAGGAGGAUAUUGAAGCUAAAAUACAAGGAAAAUCUUCUUGUGAGAUUGAGAUACACCAAAGUCUUUGUGGUGACAAUGAACGUGUCUAUUGUGACCAUUGUGCUACUUCAAUUGUUGACCUUCACCGAAGGUGCCCCGAGUGUUCUUAUGAACUCUGUCUCACUUGUUGCCAAGAAAUACGCAAGGGAAGCAUUACUUCCCGGGAUGAGCUGAAGUUCCAAUACGUGAAUAGGGGUUAUGAUUAUAUGCAUGGUGGUGACCCUCUACCAGUGUCUUGUGAUGUAGAGACUUCAAAGGGACAUAUUGAGCUAUCUACUAAGUGGAAUGCCAAAAGUCAUGGAAGUGUUAGUUGUGCUCCAAAGGAGGGAGGAGGUUGUGGUAGUUCUGAAUUGGAGCUAAGGCGCAUCCUUCAACGUGGGUGGAUAUCUGACUUGGAAGCAAAAGCUCGUGAUGUGUUGAAGAUUUGGGAAAUUGAACAAAUGAGAAGGGUGGCACUUGGAGAAGGCACAAACGACAAUAACAUAUACUGUCCAGAGUCAAGAGACAUUUUAAAAGAAGAAUUAUUACUCUUUCAAAGGCAUUGGACUAAUGGUGAACCAAUUAUAGUUAGAGAUAUUCUUAAACAGGGGACAGGUCUGAGCUGGGAGCCAAUGGUCAUGCGGCGAGUAUUAUGUGAAAAUAGAGUUUCAGAAAUCAGCUCAAGAAUGUCAGAAGUUAAGGCCAUUGAUUGCCUGGCUAAUUGUGAGGUAGAAAUUAAUACUCAUAAGUUUUUUAAAGGUUAUACUGAGGGAAGAACAUAUCAAAAUCUCUGGCCAGAGAUGCUCAAGCUAAAAGACUGGCCCCCCUCUGAUAAAUUUGAAAAUCUUUUGCCUCGCCAUUGUGAUGAGUUUAUUCGUUCCUUGCCAUUUCAAGAGUACACUGAUCCUGGGGCUGGAAUUGUCAAUCUUGCUGUAAAGUUGCCAGCCCAUGUCCUAAAACCUGACAUGGGUCCAAAAACAUACAUUGCUUAUGGGAUUAAAGAAGAACUUGGUAGAGGAGACUCUGUAACAAAACUUCACUGUGAUAUGUCAGAUGCGGUGAAUAUUUUGACCCAUACGGCCGAGGUGAUAUUAAGUGAUGAGCAGCUCUCUAUUAUUUCAAAGUUGAAAGAAGCACACAAGGCACAAGAUGAGAAAGAACAUUGUGCACAGGAGAGGAUUGGUGAAUGCCUGAAUGGUGGACCUUGCAAUAACAACAAAGAACAUAUAAAAGAUAAGGAAGUCUUAGAACCUAAAGAUAUGGAGAAGCGCCCUUUUGAAAUUAAUGGGAAGAUAUUUCAAAAUGAUGUGUCUGAGGGGGUCAUUUUUGCUGCUAUUUCUCCAGAAAAUGAACCAACGGAAACAGGUGGUGCCCUAUGGGAUAUCUUUAGGAGAGAUGAUAUUGAAAAGUUAGAAACAUAUUUAAGAAAACACUCAAAAGAAUUUAGACAUACUUAUUGUUCUCCGGUUGAACAGGUAUUUCAUCCAAUUCAUGACCAAUGUUUUUAUUUGACUUUGGAGCACAAGAAGAAGCUGAAGGAGGAGUUUGGUGUAGAACCCUGGACUUUUGAGCAGAAACUUGGGGAGGCUGUAUUUAUUCCUGCUGGAUGCCCACAUCAAGUGAGGAACCUCAAGUCAUGCAUAAAAGUUGCUGUAGACUUCGUGUCCCCAGAAAAUGUUCAUGAGUGUCUGCGUUUAACUAAUGAGUUCCGUCAGCUUCCCAAGAACCACAAGGCUAGAGAAGAUAAACUUGAGAUAAAGAAGAUGAUAGUAUAUGCCGUUGAUCAAGCUGUCAAAGACCUUCAAGCUUUUCUAGUGGCUGAUACUAUCAGUUGCUGUGAAUAGUUACAAUAUGCAGAUGGAAAAUUUUGUUAAGUCUAGAGCGUCUGAUUGGAGUAUUUAAGUGCACUCGCAAUGGAGUGAUUCUUUUCUCAUUCUUUUUGUAAUAAUAGUGGUUGGAUUUGUUGCAUUUGCAUUUUAUAAGACAAUUUUGGUAAUAAUAGAGUUAUUACUUUUGUUACAUUUACAUUUUAGCUAACAAUUUCUCAAAGUUUUCUAACCUAACUAUUGAUUAAAGAAAGAACACCGUGUGAAUGCAGGUAUUAAAUCAGCAAACCUAACUCAAAAAUGUCUAAUCUUAUUUGUGUUCUUUCUUUAUUGAUUAAAGAAAAUACAGGUAUUAAAUCAGACAAUAUCAAAAAAAAAAUUUCUUUCAAAAGUGUACAAGAUUUGAGAUACAGCUUAUGAAAGAUUUUGAGACACCGUGUGAAUGCUUAGUAUCGACUAGUGUUGAUCAAUUUAAUCUAAUUUGAAAUUCUUUUGGUUUGGUAAUGUAAUCUGUAGGGACAACGAUCAAGAUAUCAUACUGUUCACAGAAACUUACCAUAAUGCCACGUUUGGAAUUUUUUUUUCCCAAAUCUAAAAUGUUGUUUUAAUACAGACGAGCUCUCCCAUCCUUCAGCAUCUUUGUACUUCGCAGGUUGGGGGAAAUUGCAAUUUUAGGCUAAAUUGUCACGUGUUAGCAUUGAGAUAUGUGAGAGAUUACAUCAUGCAUAUUUUGCUUAUAGAAAUGAUAUUAUUUUCAUGUGCUCGUUAGAAACAUUCCACCAGAUCCUGAUGAAUCUGUAAGUGAGCUUGUGGAGCAAUUUUUUCUGGUCAAUCAUCCAGAUAACUAUCUUACUCACCAGGUUGUUUAUGAUGCAAACAGACUAGCAAAGGUUGUUAAAAAGAAGAAGAAGUUGCAGAAUUGGCUUGUCUAUUAUCAAAAUAAACUUGAACGAACUUCAAAAAGACCUGAAAUGAAGACUGGUUUCCUUGGUCUUCGUGGAAAGAAAGUGGAUGCUAUUGAUUAUUAUACCACUGAAAUUGACAAGCUUGCAAAAGAAGAAGACGUGCAUUCUUUCUAGAAGGGGGAGAAAAUGGCUACAUUUCAAGAUAUCGGGGUUGCAGCUGCCAUAAACAUUUUGAGCGCAUUUAUUUUCUUUGUGGCAUUUGCUAUUUUGAGGCUUCAACCUUUCAAUGAUCGGGUCCUCUUCGACAUUGGUGAUGUAUCCACCAAGGAGCCCUUCCAAUGUGUCAUAAACCAGGGGAUUAUCCUUGGGGAGGUUCAAUAUACGGCUUGUAGGGAUCAAGAUGGAAAUCUGACUUCUGCUUAUUCAACUGAUAUGUUGAAUGAACAUAAUCUAGACAGAAUUCCUGAGGAAAAGGUGAUGAAGUCCGGGGAUUCUUUUUACCUGAAAGAAAACCCUGACAUACGUUUAGUUGCCCAUGCUCACAAAAUGAGUAAAAGUAGGGAAAUGUUGUUAAUCCUGAUGAUGUUGUUUCUGAGUACGGUGCAGAUUCUCUUCGUUUAUAUGAAAUGUUCAUGGGACCGUUGAGAGACUCAAAAACAUGGAGUACUAGUGGCAUUGAAGGUGUACAUCGGUUUUUAGGAAGAUCUUGGAGGCUGAUUGUUGGUUUACCUUUGUCUGAUGGCACAUUUAAGGAUAGAACUGUAUCAAUUGAUGAGGAGGCUACUAUUGAACAACUUCGUUGUCUUCAUAGAUGCAUUGCCAAGUAUUCAGGUAACAGAGGAAAUUGAGGGCACACGGUUCAACACUGGAAUUUCUGCAAUGAUGGAGUUCCUUAAUGCAGCAUAUAAGUGGGAUAAACAUCCAAGAUCAGUUAUUGAGGCAUUUGUUUUGCU
Gastrolobium bilobum is the source of this 4911-nucleotide messenger RNA. Its product is annotated as lysine-specific demethylase JMJ26-like. The transcript is spliced from 23 exons. The coding region runs from base 150 to 3071 and encodes 973 amino acids. The record is from RefSeq and is a predicted model, not a curated record. Gene Ontology annotation, molecular function: chromatin DNA binding; transcription coregulator activity; histone H3K9 demethylase activity. Gene Ontology annotation, biological process: regulation of transcription by RNA polymerase II. Gene Ontology annotation, cellular component: chromatin; histone deacetylase complex. Lineage: Eukaryota; Viridiplantae; Streptophyta; Magnoliopsida; Fabales; Fabaceae.